This is a messenger RNA of Zasmidium cellare ATCC 36951, 2586 nucleotides long. RefSeq lists its product as uncharacterized. Gene Ontology annotation, molecular function: ATPase binding; proton-transporting ATPase activity, rotational mechanism. The record is from RefSeq and is a predicted model, not a curated record. Gene Ontology annotation, cellular component: vacuolar proton-transporting V-type ATPase complex; fungal-type vacuole membrane; vacuolar proton-transporting V-type ATPase, V0 domain. NCBI's taxonomy places the organism in Eukaryota, Fungi, Ascomycota, Dothideomycetes, Mycosphaerellales, Mycosphaerellaceae. Gene Ontology annotation, biological process: vacuolar acidification; proton transmembrane transport. Bases 1 to 2586 code for a protein of 861 amino acids. The transcript is spliced from 3 exons.
AUGGCGCCCAAUACCCCGUCGCUCUUCCGUUCGCGGGAGAUGCAGCUCACCCAGCUGUACAUCGCCAACGAAAUCGGCCGCGAGGUUGUCUCUGCACUGGGCGAGCUUGGUUUAAUGCAAUUCCGCGACUUGAACCCGGAAACAACUGCCUUCCAACGCACCUUCACGCAGGAGAUCCGCCGCCUCGAUAAUGUCGAACGCCAACUGAACUACUUCCGCUCCGAGAUCGAGAAGAAUGGCAUCGAAAUGCGCUCUAUCUACGAAUUCAGCAAUCAGAUGGCAGCCCCGUCUGCCUCUGAAAUUGACGAGUUGGCAGACAGGAGUCAAAGCUUGGAACAGAGGAUUCGCAGUCUCAAUGAAAGCUACGAGACGCUGAAAAAGAGGGAGACAGAGCUUACAGAAUGGCGCUGGGUGCUCAGAGAAGCUGGAGGGUUCUUCGAUCGCGCUCGUGGACAAACGGAGGAGAUUCGCCAGUCUGUGGACUCCUCGGACGAUGCUCCGUUAUUGCGAGACGUGGAGAAUGCGAACGGCUCUGCUGAAGCUGGCCAGCAAAGCUUCAGCGUUAUGAACAUCGGCUUUGUUGCUGGUGUCAUUCCACGUGAGCGAAUGGGAGCUUUUGAGCGGAUUCUUUGGAGAACGCUUCGUGGCAACCUCUACAUGAACCAAUCCGAGAUUCCAGAUGCCAUCUUCGACCCAGAGAAGAACGAGGAGGUUCACAAGAAUGUCUUUGUCAUUUUCGCACAUGGCAAGGAGAUUAUUGCCAAGAUCAGGAAGAUCUCUGAAAGCUUGGGCGCGGACAUCUACAACGUGGACGAGAACAGCGAGCUUCGUCGGGAUCAGAUCCACGAGGUCAACAGUCGCCUGCAGGAUCUGUCCAACGUCUUGGGCAACACCAAGCGAACGCUGGAUGCGGAAUUGACACAGAUCGGACGUUCUUUGGCUGCGUGGCUGAUUGUCAUUAAGAAGGAGAAAAGUGUCUAUCAGACUCUCAAUCGCUUCUCGUACGAUCCCGCCCGAAAGACUCUCGUGGCCGAGGCUUGGUGUCCGACAGACUCACUUGGCCUGAUUAAGUCGACCUUGCAAGAUGUCAAUGACAGGGCCGGUCUCUCCGUACCUACCAUCGUCAACCAGAUCAAGACAUCGAAGACGCCACCGACCUACAACAAGACCAACAAGUUCACUCUUGGAUUCCAGACCAUCAUUGAUGCAUACGGCACUGCAAAAUACACCGAAGUCAACCCUGGGUUACCUACGAUCGUUACCUUCCCAUUCUUGUUUGCUGUCAUGUUCGGUGAUUUCGGCCACGGAAUCAUUAUGACUUUGGCAGCGGUUGCUAUGAUCACCUUCGAGAAGCCUCUUCAACGCGGCAAGCAGGACGAGCUUUUCGGAAUGGCCUUCUACGGACGUUAUAUCAUGCUGAUGAUGGGCAUCUUUUCUAUGUAUACUGGCCUUAUAUAUUCGGAUGCCUUCUCCAAGGAAAUCCCUCUGGCCCAGAGUAUGUGGACUUGGGAGUUCCCUGACGGGUACGAGCCCGGCAAGACGAUCAUCACUGCAAAGCGAGUCGAAGGCUACACCUAUCCAUUCGGUCUGGACUGGAGAUGGCACGAUACUGACAACGAUUUGCUCUUCAGCAACAGCUACAAGAUGAAGCUCUCCAUCAUCAUGGGCUGGGCGCACAUGACAUACUCACUGUGCCUUUCGUUCAUCAAUGCUCGCCAUUUUAGGUCACCGAUCGACAUUUGGGGCAACUUCGUUCCGGGCAUGAUAUUCUUCCAGGGUAUCUUCGGGUACCUCGUCCUGACUAUCAUCUGGAAAUGGUGUGUCGACUGGUACGCGAUCGACCAGCAGCCACCAAAUCUUCUGAACAUGCUCAUCUACAUGUUUUUGUCCCCCGGCACAGUCCAGGAACAGCUCUAUUCUGGCCAAGGCGCUGUGCAGGUCAUUCUCCUCCUGCUUGCUGUUAUCCAGGUUCCUAUCAUGCUCUUCUUGAAGCCGUUCUACCUGCGCUGGGAGCACAACAAAGCUCGUGCACAAGGCUAUCGUGGCAUCGGCGAGACGACUACAGUUUCUGCCCUGGACGACGAUGAAGGCGAACAUGCCAACGGAGAUGCCAACAGACCAAGCUUCGCCGAUAGCGAUAUUGAUGGGGCCGUAAUCACUCAGGACAUCGGUGCUGGGGAAGGCGAGCACGAGGAGUUUGAAUUCAGCGAGGUGAUGAUUCACCAAGUCAUCCAUACUAUUGAAUUCUGCCUCAACUGUGUCUCCCACACAGCCUCUUACCUCCGUCUGUGGGCUUUGUCUCUGGCCCAUCAACAGCUCUCCAUCGUGCUCUGGACCAUGACGCUCAAAAACGCCUUCGCCUUCGAGGGUGCCCUCGGCAUCUUCGCCAUCUUCUUGGCCUUUGUUCUCUGGUUCGCUCUGACUGUCGCCGUUCUGGUAGUGAUGGAGGGCACCAGUGCCAUGUUGCACUCCUUGCGACUGCACUGGGUCGAAGCAAUGAGCAAGCACUUCAUCGGCGAGGGUGUGGCGUUCGAGCCUCUCAACUUCAAGGAUAUGCUGGAAGAGGAGUUGACCGAGUUGAAGUGA